Molecule: messenger RNA, 1937 nt
Organism: Myxocyprinus asiaticus (Chinese sucker)
Lineage: Eukaryota; Metazoa; Chordata; Actinopteri; Cypriniformes; Catostomidae
Product: sterile alpha motif domain-containing protein 10-like
Exons: 5
Coding region: 165-689 (174 amino acids)
Biological process (GO): cell surface receptor protein tyrosine kinase signaling pathway
Cellular component (GO): cytoplasmic side of plasma membrane
Molecular function (GO): protein binding
Source: RefSeq, a predicted model, not a curated record
GAAUGCAUCGAUCACUCAGUUUCGCACUUGGCUCCUGCUCCACAGCUAAUCGAUCCGCUCGUGCAGGAGAACCGGCUCUCUCUUCAACUGGACCGGACAGACACCCGUAAGCAUGGAAGACACUUACUGAGGCAAUCACGGAGAGAUACGCGUUUAUACCGACUAUGGCUGUAGACGCUGCGUCCAGCUUCAGCUUCUGUCGAGCUGCGCUGGAUCACACUGUCUCAGCAGAAGAGUUACACUACCAGCUGCCACGGAAUGCUGGAGGCAACAUCAACUGGCAUGAGGGUCGAGGACAGAGGGUGACAAGGAGGACGGUCAAACUCCUACAGCAGCCCGGCACAGAGGGAAUACAAAUCCAGUCAGGUGAGGCCUUCACUGUGUACCACACCAGCCCGACGCUCUCCAGCUUAUGCAAACCCGUGGUGCUGUGGACCCAGCAGGAUGUGUGCAAGUGGUUGAAGAAACACUGUCCACACAACUACCUGACCUAUGUGGAGGCCUUCUCUCACCACGCCAUCACAGGUCGUGCUCUGUUACGGUUGAAUGGGGAGAAGCUGGAGAGGAUGGGAAUCGUACAGGAGACUCUGAGACAGGAAGUGCUGCAACAGGUCCUACAGUUGCAGGUCAGAGAGGAAGUACGCAACCUACAGCUCCUUAGCAGAGCUUCCUUUGGAAACCUGUCUUAGCUCGUCUAUCCAUUUGGCAGCUCUCUCCUCUUCCUGACGGAGACAGGAGUCCCUGUUCCAAACUGAAAGAGACAGAGAGAGAAUCUGCCUGGCUGGAAAUGUGAAGAAUACUGUUAACUCUAUACCAAUUUCACAGACAGGAUGUCUUUUUAGGCACAACUGGAUGGGGUUCAAAGACUCAAAAGGAGACAAUGCCGGACUCUGAAACUGUAAUAUAGUGAUAAGAUUCAAGUUUCAACUCAUCUCUAAAAAAAAAAAACCUAGAGCACCAACCAGAGCUUUGUUAGAAAACAAGGAUGUGUUGACUUGAUAUGGAUUGGAUCUUGGAUUGGCUGAUGGCUCUGGAUGGACUCUUGAGUAGAUGUUGAGUUUAAGUUAAUCUUGGAUCUUGAAGUGUGAUCUCAAAUCAUCUUAAAGGAGCAACUCAUUUCAGCUGCCUUGAUUCACUGAAGUUUAGGGUGUUUGGAUGUCUGACAGCCCUGCUCUUUUACCCAGCAUCAUUAGUUGAACAUGGACGUAGAAUAAAUCCCGCCUGUAAAUGUCUGCGAUCGCAGACAGGUCUUGCUUCUACCUCUCACAAUAGAUUGUAUUAUUCCAUUAGCAGAUAUAGGAUAAAGAGAAUUAGACAUAGAAUAGGGCAUGCCCAGAGGUUUGAAUACCCAAUAUUUUCCCAUCCCUGACUUCUACGCUACAGCACCAACUUGGCCCAUAAAAUUCUUUCUGAUUCUGAUUCUAAUGAGGCGUUCACACUGUCAUCAAGUUUUAGCAAUAACGUCACCAGAAAUCAUUGAUUUUCAAUGAGAGUGUAAUUUGAGGAGAAUUAAGCAAUGUAGCAACCACAAAAGAUAGUGCAGACAUUGAAGGUCAAGUGAUCCUCUGCCUGAUACAGUUACAGUUGGAUCAUCUACUAUCAACAGCAACCUUCAGCGAUUUAAUUGCUGUCAAUGUGAACGCCCCUAAUGGUUUUUUCAGCUGAGUUAAAGGGACAGCUCACCCAAAAAUGAAUGACUAAAUGAUGACAGAAUUUUCUUUUUUCAUUUUUGGGUAAACUACCCCUUUAAGGACAACACUGAAUGUUAAACCCGCACACCCAACCAUCAACAAUAUUUUUUAUUCUCAUGAGAUGUAGGUUUGUCUCCUUGUACCUGCUGUUCCCUUCAGGAAAGCACUAAGUUAUGUUUUUUGAUUUCGGUGUCAUUUUGAAAUAAUGUCCUGCUAUGUAAUACAGUCAUGGGAAAAAGAAAAUAC